This is a messenger RNA of Passer domesticus (house sparrow), 10023 nucleotides long. It is a transcript of the gene LAMA2, whose product is annotated as laminin subunit alpha 2. Gene Ontology annotation, cellular component: basement membrane. Gene Ontology annotation, molecular function: extracellular matrix structural constituent; signaling receptor binding. The coding region runs from base 303 to 9917 and encodes 3204 amino acids. Gene Ontology annotation, biological process: motor neuron axon guidance; tissue development; cell adhesion. NCBI's taxonomy places the organism in Eukaryota, Metazoa, Chordata, Aves, Passeriformes, Passeridae. The record is from RefSeq and is a predicted model, not a curated record. The transcript has 66 exons.
CGCCCGUCGGGAAGGCACGUGCUGCCCUCCUGGAGCGGCGCCUCGUGCCCGCCCGGCGCCUGGAUCCUGGAUGCUGGAGCCGCGGGGGCUCCUCCGGGCCGCGCUCCGGCCCCGCGCUGCCCACCGGCCCCGCUCGCUCCUCGGCGGCCGGCGGCGGGGCGGGGAGCGUGUGCGGGGGGGCAGGGGUGUGUCCUGCUCUCCCGCUCCCUGCCCGGGGCACCGGGGUCUCCUCUCCUCUCCCGGCGGCUGCGGCUCACUCGGCUGGCCGUCCCGCGGCGGGACGUGUGGGCUGCCCGGGAGCCAUGGCUCGGGAAAGUUUGCCGCUGCUCCUGCUGCUGGCGGCGCUCGGCAGCCGAGGCCAGUCGCCGUCGCCGCCGCCGCCGCCGCAAAGAGGACUGUUUCCUGCAGUGCUGAACCUGGCUAGUAAUGCUCUCAUCACAACCAAUGCUACCUGUGGCGAAAAGGGGCGGGAAAUGUACUGCAAACUCGUAGAACACGUACCUGGACAGCCUGCAAGGAACCCUCAGUGCCGCAUUUGUGAUCAAAGGAGCCGAGUUCCACAUCAACGACACCCGAUAGCAAAUGCAAUUGAUGGCAAGAACACUUGGUGGCAAAGCCCUAGUAUCCAGAAUGGAAUUGAGUAUCAUUAUGUGACCAUUACAUUGGACCUCCAACAGGUUUUCCAAAUCGCGUAUGUUAUUGUGAAAGCAGCUAACUCCCCUCGUCCUGGGAACUGGAUAUUGGAGCGCUCGCUGGACGGUGUGGACUAUCAGCCAUGGCAGUACUAUGCCAUCACAGACAGCGAGUGCCUGACACGCUACAACAUUCAUCCCCGGCCUGGAACCCCAUCCUACAUAAAAGAUGAUGAAGUCAUAUGCACUUCUUAUUAUUCCAAAAUCCACCCUCUGGAAAAUGGAGAGAUUCACACUUCUCUAAUUAAUGGACGACCUAGUGCUGAUGAUCCGUCACGUGAAUUACUGGAGUUCACCUCUGCUCGCUUUAUUCGCCUGAGAUUCCAGAGGAUAAGGACACUAAAUGCUGAUUUAAUGAUGUUUGCACACAAAGAUCCAGCUGAAAUUGAUCCCAUUGUUACAAGGAGGUAUUACUAUUCUAUAAAAGACAUCUCCGUUGGAGGCAUGUGUAUAUGUUCAGGCCAUGCAAAGGCUUGUCCACUGGAUCCAGCGACCAAUAAAUCCGUCUGUCAGUGUGAGCACAACACAUGCGGAGAGACAUGUGAUCAGUGUUGUCCUGGUUUCCAUCAAAAGCCUUGGCAUGCUGGCACUCUCCUGCAUAAGCAUGAAUGUGAACCAUGCAACUGUCAUGGGAAGACUGAGGAGUGUUACUACGAUCAGGACGUGGCAGCCAGAAACCAGAGUUUGAACAUCCACGGGGAGUACCUUGGGGGCGGAGUGUGUGUAAACUGCUCAGGCUACACCAGCGGCAUCAACUGCGAGACCUGCCUGGACGGCUACUUCAGGCCAAAAGGGGUAUUGCCAGAUAACCCAGAUCCAUGCCAGCCAUGUUCUUGUGAUCCAAAUGGGUCUUUAAAUGAUACCUGUGUCAAGGAUGAGAAACAUACAGAAGGAGAUUUGUUGCCUGGUUUCUGUCACUGCAAGACUGGCUAUGCAGGAAAAAGCUGCAAUCAAUGUGCUUUGGGUUAUACAGGAUAUCCUGAGUGCCUGCCCUGCAACUGCUCCCUUGAGGGCAGUGAAAAUGAUGACCCCUGCAUAGGUCCCUGCAUCUGCAAGGAGCAUGUUGAAGGAGAAAACUGUGACCGUUGUAAAACAGGUUUCUUCAAUCUUCAGCAAAAUAAUCCCGAAGGCUGUGAGGAAUGUUUCUGCUCUGGAAAAACAAACAUCUGCAGACAGUCUUCCUUUACCUACAGAAGUAUAGAAGACAUGAAUGGUUGGUACCUGACUGACUUACCAGGUCUCAUCAGAGUCGUCCCCACACAAAAGAGAUUUGAUGGGCAUCAGCAGCUAAGCAUCAGCAAUGUGGCUGCACAAAAAGUACUGCCACAGAUUUACUAUUGGAGCGCACCCAGUUCUUAUUUGGGCAACAAAGUAGCAGCUGCUGGAGGACAUCUGAAAUUUACAGUCUCCUAUGAUGUCACAGAAGAAGAAGAAGAAGAAGAAACAGCUAAAUUGAUGGUUCAAUCUGAUGUCGUCAUAGAGGGAGGUGACUUGAAAAUCAGCACUCCAAAAGGGAUAAUUCACCUGCAGCCGUCUGAAGAGCACACUGAAGAAAUUGUGCUGAAACCAGAAUCUUUCUCAGUGCAUGGCACUGAUGUUCCAGUCAGCAGGAGGGAGUUCAUGACUAUCCUGGCAAACGUGAAGAGGAUCCUCAUAAGAGCCACAUACAGCAAUGGGAUGAAUGCCAUCUACAGACUAAGAAGCGUUAUUAUGGAAUCUGCUGACCCCACUUCACGGGGGAGAAGGGUAGCACCUGCAGUGGAGCUGUGUGAGUGUCCUCCAGGCUAUGAUGGUACCUCCUGUGAGUCGUGCUGGCCUCGACACAGGCGUGUGAACGGCACAAUCUUUGGUGGAGUCUGUGCACCCUGUACAUGCUUUGGUCAUGCAGAUGUGUGUGAUGACAUCACAGGAGCGUGCCUGGACUGCAAACACAACACAGGUGGUUCAUAUUGUGAUAGAUGUCUGCCUGGCUUCUAUGGUGAUGCAACUAAAGGGACAGCUGAAGACUGUCAGUUGUGUGCUUGCCCCUUAAAUAUACCUUCUAACAACUUUAGCCCAACGUGUCAUUUUGACCGACAUCGUGGAUUAAUGUGUGAUGAAUGCCCAGCUGGUUACGUGGGACCACGCUGUGAAAGGUGUGCAGAAGGCUAUUUUGGACAACCUUUAAUACCAGGAGGAUCAUGCCAACCAUGCCAGUGUAAUGACAACCUUGACUUCUCCGUUCCUGGCAGCUGUGACAGCUUGUCUGGUGCUUGUCUGAUAUGUAAGCCAGGUACAACAGGCCAAUAUUGUGAGAGGUGUGCUGAUGGAUAUUUUGGUGAUGCUCUUCAUGCAAGGAACUGUCAACCCUGUCACUGUCACAUGAAUGGCUCCUUCUCAGAGAUCUGUGACUCUCGGACGGGCCAGUGCGAGUGUAAAGCCAACGUCAUCGGGCGCCGCUGUGACAUCUGCAAACCCGGAACAUUUGGCUUACAGUCUUCCAGAGGAUGUGUUCCCUGCAACUGCAACUCUUUUGGUUCCAAGUCCUUUGAUUGCAAUGGAGACGGACAGUGCUAUUGCCAGCCUGGAGUGACAGGAAAGAAGUGUGACCGCUGUGCACAUGGGUUUUACAACUUUGAAGAAGGAGGCUGUACCCCCUGUGAGUGUUCACGUUUUGGCAAUAACUGCGAUCCCGUCAGUGGACGCUGUAUCUGCCCUCCCAAUACUGUUGGAGAGAUGUGUGACAAAUGUGCACCAAACCACUGGGGCCACAACAUUGUCAGUGGCUGCAAGCCCUGUGAGUGCAGCCUCAUUGGAGCCCUAAGUUCUCAGUGUGACUUAAAUACAGGCUGUUGCUUCUGCCGCCCUGAAUUCUCUGGGGAGAAAUGCACUGAGUGCAGGAUGGGCUACUGGAAUUAUCCACACUGUGUGGCUUGUCAGUGCUUCCUGGCUGGGACAGAUCCACAGAGCUGUGAUGCGGAGGGGAAGUGCUCAUGCAUUGAUCAUUCUGGCCAAUGCAGCUGCAAGGUUAAUGUGGAAGGUGUCCACUGUGACAGGUGCAAGUCUGGUACAUUUGGUCUCUCUGCCAGAAACCCACUUGGCUGCAGCAGUUGCUAUUGCUUUGGCCUGACUACACAGUGCAGCGAGGCAAGGGGGCUGAUCCGCAUGUGGGUGACCUUGAAGCCGGAGCAAAUGAUUCUGCCACUGGUGGAUGAAAAGCUUCAGCGUAGCACUCUUUCAGGGAUUGCAUUCCAGCCUCCUGAAAUAGUAGCAAAUAUAGAACAGGUGAUGCAGGAUCUUCGGUCAGAACCUGUUUACUGGAGACUUCCAGAGCAGUUUGAGGGACGAAAGCUGACCGCUUAUGGAGGGAAACUGAAAUAUGCCAUCUACUUUGAAGCACGAGAAGAGACAGGUUUUACUACUUACUCCCCACAAGUCAUCAUAAGAGGUGGGCCUCCCACAAAUACGAGAAUUAUUGUCCGGCAUAUGGCUGCCCCUCUGAUUGGCCAGCUGACAAGGCAUGAGAUAGAGAUGACAGAGCAUGAGUGGGAAUAUUAUGGUGAUGACCAAAGAGGCAGAAACCCUGGACCCUGGGAAUAUUACCAUGGUAACCCAGGUCUCAACAGGACGAUGUCUCAGGGAGAUUUCACCUGGAAACAUUAUGGAGAUGACUCAAGACCAAGUAGAACUGUAUCCCGGGAAGACUUCAUGAACGUGUUGUAUGAUGUUCAUUACAUUCUUAUCAAGGCGACUCAUGGCAAUAUCAUGAGGCAGAGCAGGAUUUCUGAGAUCUCUUUGGAAGUUGCUGAAGAUGGCCCUGUGUCUGGGAUGGCUCCUCAGGCUUACUUGAUAGAGAAAUGUGACUGCCCAUUGGGUUAUUCUGGUCUGUCCUGUGAGUCGUGCUCUCCAGGAUUUUAUAGGCUUCCAUCUCAACCUGCGGGAAAGACACCUGCUCAGUCCUUAGGCACCUGUGCUGUAUGUCAGUGUCAUGGACACAGCACUAUGUGUGACUCUGAAACAUCAGUUUGUCAGGACUGCCAGCACAAUACCGCUGGUCACCACUGUGAGAGGUGUGCUCCAGGAUUUUACGGCAUUGUCCAAGGCUCUCCGGAUGACUGCCAGCCUUGUGCUUGUCCCCUAUCCAUUCCUAGUAACAAUUUUAGCCCUACUUGCAUUGCUGAAGGACCUAGUGACUACCGGUGUACUGCCUGCCCACCCGGAUAUGAAGGCCAGUACUGCCAAAGAUGUUCUUCUGGCUACACAGGAAACCCACAGAUUCCAGGAGGGUCCUGCCAGGCAUGUGAGUGUGAUCCAUAUGGCUCUGUGCCUGUUCCCUGUGACCCUGUCACUGGGCAGUGCACUUGCAAGCCUGGAUUCACGGGGUGGAAGUGUGCUGGCUGUGAGCAUCGGCAUGCGCGUCAUGGCACCAAAUGCAUUUCAUGCAUACUUUGGGCAUGUUUCUCACAAGAGGCUUCUAAAGGCAAGCGCACAGAUGGCAAGAACAGGGAUGAUACUUGUGAUGAUGAAUGCACAGGACUCCUUCUCAAUGACCUGGAUCGGCUAAACCAGAUGAUCCUGAGUGUUAACCUUAGUGGUCCACUGCCUGCUCCAUAUAAAAUGUUACAUGGUUUUGAGAACAUGACACAGGAAUUAAAGCAUUUGCUUUCACCUCAGAGAGCACCAGAGAGAUUUCUUCAGCUAGCACGAGAAAAUCUGGAUACCUUGGUGACAGAAAUGGAUGAACUACUGACAAGAGCUACCAAGGUGACAGCAGAUGGUGAACAGACCAGGCAGGAUGCCGAGAGGACUAAUGACAGAGCGAAAUCUCUUGGACAGUUCGUCAAAGGCAUUCUCCAAGCUGCUGAAGCUGCAAAAGAAGAUGCUAUAAAACUGAAUGAGACACUCAGAACUCAAGACAAGACUUUGGAGAAGAGUCUUCCAGAACUGCAGAGUGAGGCUGAAGGAAUGGUCAUAGAGAUGAGAAAUAGAGACCUCAGUGUGCAAGAAAAAAUAGCUCAAGAUGAGUUAAAGAAUGCAGAAGAUCUUUUGGACACGGUGAAGAAAUUAUUUGGUGAGCCCAGUGAGAAAAAUGAGGAUCUCAAAAAUGAGGUCCGGGACAAGCUAGCAGACUACCAGAGCAAAGUUGCUGAUGCACAAGAUCUGCUGAAAGAAGCUGCAAGUAAAAUUUGGGAGGCUGAUCGUUUAUCUGCAGUCAAUCAAAAAAAUAUGACCAUGCUGGAGAAAAGGAAGCAAGCUGUAGAAGAUGGCAGACAAGAUGUUGAAAAGACCCUUCAGGAAGGGAAUGAUGUCCUUAAUGAAGCCAAUAAACUUGCAAAUGACAUCAGCAUAGCUGUAGAGUAUGUAGAAGGUGUUGCAAAUAAGGUACAGCCAAUGUCUGAUCAGCUGAAAGACAAAAUAGAUGACUUAUCACAAGAAAUUCGUGACAGGAUGCUUCCAGAAAAGGUGUUGCAAGCUGAGAACCAUGCGGGCCAGCUGAAUGAAUCAUCUGCAGUGCUGGAUGGAAUCCUUACUGAAGCAAAAAACCUCUCUUUCAAUGCCACACGUGCUUUCAAUGCUUAUACUAACAUCAAGGAUUACACAGACGAAGCUGAAAGAGUUGCCAAGGAAGCCAAGGCUCUUGCAAAUGAAGCUAUGCAAGAGACAUCUGGUCCUCAAGGAUCACUGAAGGAUAGUGCCAAGAGCUCUCUUAAGAAAAGCUUCAGGGUCCUUAACGAAGCCAAGAUGUUGGAAAAUGAUGUUAAAGAAAAGGGUGAUGAUCUGGACAGCACACAGAAUAGGCUGAAAGAAGCUGAUGAGAAGAAUUCCAUUCUCUUGAGAGGUUUGAAUGAAACCUUAGGAAAGCUGUCAGCCAUUCCUAAUGAUACAGCUAUAAAGGUACAGGCAGCCAAAGACAAAGCAAGACAAGCCAAUGAUACUGCAAAUGACGUCCUGGUCCAGAUUAAAGACCUCAAUCGGAAUCUCCUGGGCUUGAGAAAAAACUACAGUAAACUUACAGAUGAUGUGGCCAAAACAAAUGCAGUUGUGAAGGAUCCAGUCAAGAACAUUGCUGAUGCAGAUUCCAGUAUUAAAAACCUAGAAAAGGAAGCAGAUCGCCUGCUAGAUAAAAUCAAGCCAAUCAAAGAACUCCAGGAUAACUUAGGGAAAAACAUUUCUCAGAUAAAAGAGCUGAUAAACCAAGCUCGGAAGCAAGCCAAUUCGAUCAAAGUGUCCGUGUCCUCUGGAGGCAAUUGUAUUCGCACGUACAGACCAGAAAUAAAGAAGGGAACAUACAACACCAUCAUUGUCAAUGUGAAGACUGUAGUUGCUGACAAUCUGCUUUUUUACCUUGGAAGUGCCAAGUUUACUGACUUCUUGGCCAUAGAGAUGCGCAAGGGCAAGGUGAGCUUCUUGUGGGAUGUGGGAUCUGGAGUUGGACGGGUAGAAUAUCCAGAUCUGACCAUUGACGAUGGGUUUUGGUACCGCAUUGAAGCCUCUAGGACUGGGAAAAAUGGCACAAUAUCGGUGCGAGCCCUGGAUGGUCCUAAAGCCAGCAUCGUGCCAGCCACAUUCAGUGCAGUCUCCCCACCUGGAUAUACCAUUCUGGAUGUGGAUGUUAAUGCUGUGCUGUUUGUUGGUGGUUUAACAGAAAAAAUUAAGAAGUCAGAUGCUGUAAGAGUCACCACCUUCACUGGUUGUAUGGGGGAAACCUUUCUAGACAGCAAACCAAUAGGACUCUGGAAUUUCAGGGAUAUCGAAGGCGACUGCAAAGGGUGUUCCGUCAGCCCACAGGUGGCAGACAGUGAAGGAACGGUGCAGUUUGAUGGUGACAGCUAUGCCAUGGUGAGCCGCCCGAUCCGCUGGAACCCCAAUAUUUCCACAGUCAUGUUCAAGUUCAGGACCUUCUCAUCAAAUGCUCUGCUGAUGUAUCUUGCUACUGAUGACUUGAAGGAUUUCAUGAGUGUAGAACUCAGUGGUGGGCGUAUAAAGGUCAGCUACGACCUGGGUUCAGGUACAGCUUCGGUUAUCAGCAACCAAAAUCAUAAUGAUGGCAAAUGGAAAUCUUUCACCCUGUCAAGAAUUCAAAAGCAAGCCAACAUAUCAAUUGUAGACAUAGACACUAAUGAAGAAGAGACCGUAGCAACAACUUCUACAGGCAGCCACUUUGGACUCAACUUAAAAGGGCACGAGAAAAUAUAUUUUGGGGGAUUGCCAACCCUGAGAAAUCUAAGUAUGAAGGCAAGGCCUGAAGUGAACUUAGAGAAAUACACAGGUUGCCUCAAAGACAUUGAAAUUUCAAGGACACCCUAUAACAUAUUGAGCAGUCCUGACUUUGUUGGUCUAACCAAAGGAUGCACACUAGAGAACAUUCACACAGUCAGCUUCUCCAAGCCAGGAUUUGUGGAACUGCAGCCGGUCUCCUUCGACGUGGGCACAGAAAUCAAUCUCUCCUUCAGCACCAGGAAUGAGUCUGGGAUCAUCUUGUUUGGCACAGGUGGCACAAUUGUCCCCCCCAGGAGAAAGCGCAGGCAGUCUGCAAGGAAAGCUGCUCCUCUGAAGAGAAAGCGCAGGCAGACAGGACAGGCCUACUAUGCCGUGUUCCUGAACCGAGGUCGGCUGGAAGUGCACGUCUCCACUGGGUUGCGGGAUCCGCACAGAAUCACGAUCAGACCGGAGGCGGGCGAGUUUCAUGAUGGCAGAGCACAUUCCAUCCGGAUAGAACGAGCUAGAGGGAUGUUCAGUGUUCAAGUCGAUGAAGACAAAGUCCAGACUCAGAGGUUUCCAUCAGACCAGCCCAUCUCUGUUAGAAAACUCUUUGUGGGGGGUACAUCUUCUCAGUUUCAGACUGCGCCUCUCAGAAACAUACCACCAUUUGAGGGCUGUAUAUGGAAUCUUGUCAUUAAUGCCACCCCCAUGGACUUUGCUCAGCCCGUGUCCUUUGAAAAUGCAGAUAUUGGCCGAUGUCCCACACUAGAACCAGAAGUUAGGCCAACUGAGGAUGAAGAUAAACCAACUCGUGCAACAGUUCUGGUCCAACCUGAACCAGACACUAAUGGGGAGAAAGAAGGGCCAAGAAUCCCUCCUGCUUCUCCUCCUCCAACACCAUAUCUAUCAUCAGCACUUGAUUCCUGUGCUGCUGACACAGAACCAGCCAUUUUAGAAGGUGGCAAGCAGUUUGGUCUUUCAAGGAACAGCCACAUUGCAGUUGCAUUCGAUGACACCAAAGUGAAAAACAGGCUUACAAUUGAAUUUGAAGUCCGAACAACAGCUGAUUCUGGCUUGCUGUUUUAUAUGGCCCGCAUCAACCACGCUGAUUUUGCUACAGUUCAGAUAAAGAACGGUCUGCCUUACUUCAGUUAUGAUCUGGGGAGUGGAAACACCAGCACAAUGAUUUCCAACAAAAUAAAUGAUGGCCAGUGGCACCAGAUAAAAGUAAGUCGAGUGAAGCAAGAAGGAAAUCUCAUAGUAGAUGGUGUUUCUAAUGGGACUGUGAGCCCCAAGAAGGCUGAUAUACUGGAUGUUGUAGGAAUGCUGUAUGUGGGAGGAUUGCCCAUUAACUACACAACCAGGAGGAUUGGUCCGGUCCUCCAUAGCAUUGAUGGCUGCAUCAGGAAUUUUAAAAUGACAGAAUCACCUGUUGACCUGAAUAAUCCAACUUCUAGCUUCAAUGUUGGAAAAUGCUUUGUCACUGCACAGAAGGGAACGUACUUCGAUGGAACAGGCUUUGCCAAAGCAGUUGGUGCAUACAGAGUGGGAACAGAUCUGCUUGUGGAAUUUGAAUUCCGUACAACACGAAUGAACGGUGUUCUCCUAGGAGUCAGCAGCCAGAAAAUGGAUGGGCUUGGCAUCGAAUUAGUAGGUGGAAAAGUGAUGUUUCACGUUGACAAUGGUGCAGGCCGAUUCUCUGCUGUCUAUGAGCCUGAUGCACCAGGCAGUUUGUGUGAUGGGCAGUGGCACAAGGUUCUUGCAAACAAGGUCAAACACCGCUUGGAGCUGACUGUGGAUGGCAGACAGGUGGAGACUGACAGCCCAAACAGGGCCUCGACCUCGGCAGACACAAACGACCCUCUCUUUAUUGGAGGCUAUCCUGAUGGUGUGACCCAGUUUGGGCUGACGACUAAUAUCCGUUUUAAAGGAUGUAUUCGAUUUCUAAAGCUCACCAAGGGUACUGCAAAACCUCAAGAGAUUAACUUUAGCAAAGCUUUGGAGCUGAAGGGUGUCCAGCCACUGUCAUGCCCUGCAGACUGAUGGUCACUCAGCCAGUAUGGGUCUGUUUAUAUAAGCACCUCAGAUUUAAAAAAAAAAAUCAUCUAUAUCUUCAUUGCAUUAAUAAUAAAAUGUCUUUGUGCAAGUA